Molecule: messenger RNA, 3122 nt
Organism: Fusarium vanettenii 77-13-4
Lineage: Eukaryota; Fungi; Ascomycota; Sordariomycetes; Hypocreales; Nectriaceae
Exons: 2
Coding region: 13-2970 (985 amino acids)
Cellular component (GO): cytoplasm
Molecular function (GO): glycerophospholipase activity; metal ion binding
Source: RefSeq, a predicted model, not a curated record
GCGACCGCCAUCAUGGCAUGCGACAACCAUACAUACGGCGCCAAGUGUCGACUGGCUCCCGUUGCCCGCGUCCGACGAGAAGACGAUGUACCACUCGUUGAGGCACAAUUCUUUUACUCAUCCCUUAUUCCCAUCGACGACCCCCUCUCGACAUCCUCGACCAUUAGUACCGAUGCGAAGACGAGCAAGGGUCAGGUUCGGCCCUUUUCGAGGGGUGACAAUAACGCACUCGAGAAAGCUUGGUUGAGUCUCAUGUCUGAGAACGACCGGCGAGCUCACCAAGAUGCAUGGAAGGACCAGGGUCGGCCGUCUCAAUUCGAUGCGAAUAAACUGGCUUCACUUGUUCAAGCCUUGACGACAAAACACUGGGAAAGACAUCGUGGAGGCUACCAACCACAGGAUGUCACGGUGCCAGCUGGCAAUGUCAUACCCAACACCCCGGUGCCUGCCUGUUGUUCCGAGCUUGUGCUUGAUGUAUCGGAAGAGCUUGAAGCAACCUUUUGCUCUUUGACUAGAAGGAAUAAUCCUGCCUUGAGUGUAGAUGAAGUGACCCAGCAGAUUGUUCUUGGGCUUGGUCGCCUGAAAGAGCAGGCAAGCAGUGCGAUCGAGCCUCGGCCAUCCUCAGCGGAUAUACCCUCUAGUCGUCCAGGAUCUUCUUCUACAACCAACGCGAGCCAUCCUAUUGCUAGGAUAUCGAAGACUCCGACGGAGCCUCGCAACACGAAACGUCGAUCUACCGUUGGCGAAUCCAAUCUUAGAGCCAGAUCCCUCUCGUUGUCACAAGCCAAGAACCGGACCCCUCGGUCCCAGACGCCUGUCGGCAGUCCAACUGUUGCUCGACCGCCAGGCUUGGAUGAUGGAAUAUCAGGGAAGCCCUUUGUACGCGUAGGCAGCCCCGAAACACAAUCUGAGCCUGGUUCUGUCCCGUUUGCCCAAGCCGGUGGUGUAUUACGAGACGUUGGCCAACCCCGCGAUCAGACUGAGGCGAUAACUGAAGUGGAUGAUGCUCCUCAAUCAGCAAAAAUCGCCGAUAAGCCAGCGGCGGAAGACUAUCGACCCAGCAUUGCUGAAGUUGCGGUCGGGGUAUCAAGACUACACAUGGUUUCGGACACCAUGCUUCCGAUCCCACCGAUUGUGGCGAACCAAUUGGAGGCCGGCUACCAUGAACUUCGACCAUGGACGGAGACUUGGAGCGAUGAACUACGAUGUGCCAUCGAUGUUGGUCCAUUGGGCGAGGAAAAGGUGUCCCAUAGGCUCUGGCCGAAAGAGUCCGAAAUCGGCUCUGCUGAUGAAGUUGGUUUCCCUGAGCCAGCUAUCCCAACUGAUCCCUUCUGCGCUGCUCGCUGUUUUCGUGGCGAAGCAGCAGCCGAAGGAUCCAUUGGUCCGACUGCUGUCGAUAGAAGAGCCUCAGGAGAGUUUCAGCCUCCAACACGGCCUUUCUCCAACUAUCACGUCAUAUACAAGAAUGCCACCGAAGCAUUCCUCAUGAAGCCAAGCCUGAAACCAUCGGCAUAUUAUGGAAGACGACCCGUGUUGAAGAUCAUGAAGGGCGUGACUGUCGGUGUCCCUGUUGUCCGAGGCUUUAACAGAGCAGCCUGGGAGCGACUUCAUCACAAGAAGCAGACCCCGAACAAACCAGGCCAAUCGGCAGCUGAUGAAUCACACGAGAGCAGUGGCCAGGAUGUGUGCUCCGCUUGCAAGGCAGACAAAGAGAAAGGGCAAGUUACUGACUUGAUUCUCGUCGCCCAUGGUAUCGGCCAGAAAUUCGCGGAGAGGGUGGAGAGCUUCCACUUUACUCAUGCCAUCAAUGGCUUCCGUCGUGCUCUUAACAUUGAACUACAAAGUCCCGUUGUCAAGCAGGUACUCCGUGCGGACCAAAAUGGACUCAUGAUUCUUCCCCUGAACUGGAGGAUGGGUCUCUCGUUCGAGGAUGGAGGGCCGAUGAGGGAGGAAGACAAGGCAGACUAUACGCCCGAGGGCUUUGGGCUCAAGGACAUCGAACCUGACACCAUUCCUGCAGUUCGCAGUAUGAUAUCGGAUGUCAUGUUCGAUAUCCCCUUUUACAUGUCCCAUCACAAGGGCAAGAUGAUCAAGGCUCUCGUGUCUGAGGCAAACCGUGUCUAUCGACUCUGGUGUCGCAACAACCCAGGCUUUGCCGAGAGAGGGCGCGUCCAUCUCAUCGGACACUCGCUGGGUAGCGCCAUGGCUCUUGAGAUUCUGUCAAAUCAGCCGACCUCUGUACCCAGACUUGACUUGUCCCGCAAGGAGCCCGAGACACGUUUCUUCGAAUUCGACACCAGGAACCUCUUCCUGGCAGGCAGCCCGGCUGGGUUCUUCCUGCUUCUUGAGCGUGGCACGCUCAUGCCUAGGCAUGGCCGAAUGAAACCUGGUGCUGAAUCGAGCGACGUCGUGGCCCAAGAUGUUGUCGGUGAAGCUGGCACCUUUGGUUGCCUGGCUGUCGACAAUAUCUACAACAUCCUCGCCAAGGAAGAUCCCAUCGCAUACUUUCUCAAUGGUGCCGUUGAUCCCAUCUACGCGGCAAGCCUCAAGACAGCCUACGUUCCGAGCAUAGCAGGCUCCCUGUGGAAGUCAGUCGGCGCAGCCAUGCGGAACGUCGUGCCAGGCAUGGCCCCAGCCCCAAACCCGCUCGCCCCAGAGCCGGAGCGGCCGUCAACCAUCCGUCUCCCCUCCCAGCUUGAGCUCGAGGUUCACGACUUUACGCGAGAAGAGAUUGCCGAGAAGAAAGCCUUCCUGCUCAACGAUAAUGGGCAAAUAGACUGGUACCUCCGCUCUGGGGGCGGUCCCCUGGAGAUUCAGUACCUGAACAUGCUUAGUGCACACACAAGCUACUGGACGAACCACGACUUUAUCCGUAUGCUUUGUAUCGAAAUUGGGAGGGAGCCAGGUCGGGCUCACACACUCCCUGCUCUAAGGGCCGUCAAGGCUGCGAAGAGACUGUUGGUGAAAUGAGAUGGCGUAUUCGUGAGGCCGAUGAGACUGUUGACUUUCUUUUAUCUAGCAAGGCGUGGGAGGAUCGGGCAAUUGGCGUUGUGGUUCCCUUUUAAAACAAAUCAACUUAAUGGAUUUAGUUAGACUUCUGAGCCUGGGCAGAAAUACAACAU